Punctularia strigosozonata HHB-11173 SS5 is the source of this 915-nucleotide messenger RNA. RefSeq lists its product as uncharacterized. The transcript has 3 exons. The coding region runs from base 1 to 915 and encodes 304 amino acids. The record is from RefSeq and is a predicted model, not a curated record. NCBI's taxonomy places the organism in Eukaryota, Fungi, Basidiomycota, Agaricomycetes, Corticiales, Punctulariaceae.
AUGUCGACCCCGAACAUACCCGCCUGCUUGACGACCAAGGGGCCUCGCAAAGGCGACCCUAGCGAGUCGGCAGAUUAUAUGGCGGGCUGGGGGUUAUACGCCAAUUGGCCUCAGCUGACAGACGUGCUCAUCCGUACAAUCGUGCUACCCUAUCAGGAGUUUCUCAUUCGCCGCAGUUCCAUCAUGCGGGAUGGUAGAGCUCACGUCUGGCACAGAGACCUCAUCGAGGGCAUCUCCGCCACCGCUUCGGGCCUUCGUAUUCAGUCGUCCAUCCUUAACGAACCCCUGUCACUUCUACAGGCAGCACGACACAACAGCAUGUUCUUGGCCACCAUCACGAUGAAGAAGCUUAUUGUAAGACCUCAACUGGAUCUGUCCCACGUCGAGUUGCUGGACGAACUUGCCUGGCAAAUUCUGCUUCGUGCCACCAAUCCUGUCACCGGUUCGCCGAAGGAGGCAGCGGUAUUCGCAGCCAUUAUAUACGCCGGAUUUCAGGAGAAGGAGGAAAAAACGGGGAAACCCGCGGACUGCCUAUUCCGACACCAGUUGCAGAUCAAUGUGAUGACUACGUUUGCGGCUCUGUUUUACCAUCGGAGCGAGUCCUCGAUACAAGCUGCUGCUAUGGGUCAUACGCGCUUCAGGCUGGAAGACGCCGUCAGCUCAUUAGGCUACCUCGCUCAGUUCGUCGGUGCACUCUACAACGUCAGGCUGCUCGAUCCUGAACUGCAGUUCAAGAUGCCCCCGCAGGAAGAUUAUGAUUGCAGUACGCCGACUACCGCUACUGUUCCCAUCACGCCUGUUACGGACAGUCAGCCGCCCACACCCGACGUGUGGCUUCAAGAUUAUGACUCGCACCCGCAUCCAGGAGUCCUGAUCCUGCCUGAGGGUUGUCGUGUACACGUGCCGGGACAGUGA